UUGUCUUGCUGUUUUAAAAUUAAAUCAAAAUGCCCAUAAGACCAGAUCUCCAGCAGUUGGAAAAAUGCAUUGAUGAUGCUUUAAGGAAAAAUGAUUUCAAGCCUUUGAAAACACUUUUACAAAUUGAUAUUUGUGAAGAUGUGAAGAUUAAAUGCAGCAAGCAGUUUUUCCACAAGUUGGAUGACCUUGUAUGCAGGGAGCUUAAUAAAAAGGAUAUCCAAGCAGUUUCAACCAUUUUGGUUUCUUUUGGAAGAUGUGGCAAAAAUAUCACUAUAUUGGGGCAAGCUGGACUUAUAAAUAUGAUAAAACAAGGACUGGUCCAAAAGAUGGUUGCCUGGUUUGAAAAAUCAAAGAAGAUUAUUCUCAGUCGAGGAAAUUCAAAAGAUGAGGCAGUUAUAAAUAUGAUAGAAGACUUAUUUGAUCUUCUGAUGGUCAUAUAUGACAUCAAUGAUGAAGGUAAAAGGCAAGUAGUGGAAAGUUUCGUGCCUCGAAUCUGUGUCCUGGUUAUUGACGCAAGAGUGAAUAUUUGUAUUCAGCAGGAGACUCUAAAAAAAAUGAAUGCUAUGCUUGACAAAAUGCCUCAAGAAGCCAGGAAAAUACUCUCUAACCAAGAAAUGUUAAUUCUCAUGUAAUAAUUUGUACUAUAUUUCUUUAAUUAGUGGUUCUGGUCAAGAAUUUAAAGGAUAAUGAGAGAAGAUGGACUCUGAAAAACAAA
Messenger RNA from Leptonychotes weddellii (Weddell seal), 715 nucleotides. The record is from RefSeq and is a predicted model, not a curated record. NCBI's taxonomy places the organism in Eukaryota, Metazoa, Chordata, Mammalia, Carnivora, Phocidae.